ACAGGGUGUAACUUGAUUCCCAAGGCAACUGUUGCCACCGCAAGAUACUCAACACAUACAUCGGUACGUCAGUAUAAUCUCUAGGCAGCACCACAUAGCAAUCCGGUAUAUUUAAAUUUGGAUUUAUUUUUUUUUAUGUGUUGUUGCAUGUUGAUUUAAUGCUAAGGCAACUACACCUUUAAGAGGAAAAGUAGAGCUCUGGAAGCUUUGAAAGUUUCAUUGGACUCCUCUGGUGUGCGAAUAGAAGUGUGAAGUAUAAGAUGAAACUACCAGCCAUCUCCAUAGCUUCCACACCAGUCUGUAUUCCUCGCGCACCUCCUGUCCGGCAAGGUCGCUGCCUGUUGGAUACAACCGUGAAAUUUCCCGUAAUUUCAGACUCCGCACAGUUUUGGAAAAGCAAUCAGAGUAUUCCCAGAUUGAACCCUUUACACCCACCAUUUGUCCAUAAACGCACCGUCAGUCUGGAGACACCAGAUGUUCACCAACACAACCACCAGAGGACACUGAUCAUGCAGAGAAGAGAGCAUUACAGAUAUCAUCAGGUAUGGCGAAAACCCUUCUAUGGAACCAGCAAUGAGAGAGAAGAGUACAGGAAGGAGUUGCGAGAGCAGCUGAAGAGACAAAUAGAGGAGAAAUGUGCAGCAAUAAAGCUGCAGCUGGCCAAUAAAAUAAAGGAAGCAGAGACUCUCCGAGAAGCAGACCGUCUCGAUCUGGCCAGUGAACGAGAGCAAAGGAUCCAGCACAGCAAAGCAAUGGCGGUGUACAGAGAUGAGAACAAGAGGGUACAGCCCCUCACAUACAUUAUAUAUCCACUAUUAAUGCUUUUGUGGUUAUGGCCCCAUCCGGUAGUGCCCUGGAAAUGUUUCAUCAUGCUCUCAGGUUACAAAAAUACAGUGAGUGUCUGAGUGUGGGUGUUUUUUUUUUUUUCCUUCUUGUUUCUUUCUCUGCUUGUGAACAGCUAAUGGAGCAGAGCUGGAGGGACAGAGCACUAACACGUUCCCAGGAGGCCCUGAAUGAAAGAGAGCUGCUGCGCCUCAACCCCAUCAACUGGAGUGGAACACUGAAAUAGGUCAAACCUCCCCGGGAGGUCAAAACGUCAGACUCAGGCCUCACUGUAGCAUGUGUGUCAGGUGGAAAAAUGGGAUCCCAAAUGUACAGUGUAGGAUCACUAAAGGAACUAAUUUUAAAACAUUUUUGGAUUACAUUUGGAUUCUUUCAAUUCACAGUUUUUGUAUCAGGUUAUUAAAAAAAAACCCAACAACCUAUCCGGUCUUCGGCAAAUCUUAAAAUCAGGUCAAUACAACCUCAUGUGAACAUAUCAUACAAUGUCAUCAUUUAUUUAAACACAAAUUUAGACAAAAUACAGAAGCAGUGUUUGACAAAGUUAGUACACCCUUAUUACUUCCAUAGGAAUUCAGAAAGUAAGCAACACUAGGUGAGCUGAUCUGUUUCCUCUUAAUUUAUUGAUAACCAGCAAGAUUAUUAGCAACAAUUUGAGGUAUAUCAGUCAGUAUGUCAGUGUGCCCCAGGGCAGCUGUGGCUACAACAGUAGCUUGCCUCCACCAGUGUGUGAAUGUGAGAGUGAAUGAAUAGUGGCAUCGUAAAGCGCUUUGGGUGCCUUGAAAAGCGCUAUAUGAAAUCCAAUCCAUUAUUAUUAUAGUAUAUGGUCAUAAAGAGUAUUCAAAAGUGAAAAGCACUCAAUAUAGUUACUAAGCUUUCCAGGAGUGGAUGUUCCAGAAAAUUCACCCCAGGGUCCGACUGCAUAACACUGAGGAGAAACUGUCAAAAACAAAAAGGCUCUGCCGACCUCGGUUAUCAUGUUAAAUGUUAAAGUUCACAACACUAUAAUAAUAAAAAAAAAAAAGACUAAACAGGUAUGACUUGUUUGGAAGGGUGGCCACAUGAAAACCAAACAUCAUUGCUACAAACACUUCAUAUCACCUGUCAAGCACCAUGUUUUGCAGCCACAGGCAAUUUGCAGUUAUUGAAUCAAGCGUGAACUCUUCUGUAUGUCAAAGUACUCUAAAGUCAAACGUGAAGCCACCCGUUUGACAGCUGAAGUUUAGGUGAGUCCAGGUCAUGUGAAAGGACAAUGAUCCCAAGCGCAGCAGCAAAUAAACCGAAUGGCUGAAAAAGAGAAGAGUCGAGGUGUUGCAGUGAAAAAAAACAGCUUCUGCAUUUUUACUUUACUUUUUGUCUGAGGUUAUAUUUACAUAAUUUAAGGAGCAGAUUUUGUAUCAUUACAUCCUGUAAAUAAAACCUUAGAACUGAAAGAGUAUGGACUUUCUUUUUAACAUGACUACAUAAUAACAAUGAUAAUGUGUUUUUAUUAUAAAGGUUAACUCGUGCCAAGAGUUUAUCUCAGUGAUGAACUACUCUUGAUUUCCGUCAUUUAUAAAUAUAAUGCAACAUGCAAUCACAGGAAAUGUCAGAUCUUUUACCCCUUGUUUUGUGUAUGUGUGUAGGAGCAGAGACUCUAACAAAGAUCAAAUAAAUAAAUAAACAAAAACAACAUGAGUGCCAGAAUUUUUAUUGUAAUGCAAACAUCGCUAAUGAAUUUUGACUCUGGACAACAUUCCACACUCGGAAAAUAAGUAUAAUUUAAAAUAAACAUAAAUAGAUAAUUGGACGGAUAAAAAGUGACGCUCUCUUCAGUGGCAAUCCAACAUGAUGCUAAUGUAUCUCCCAGAAUUACAAUUUAACUCUAAAAAAAUAUAUGCUGAUAACACACACACACACACACACACACACACACACACACACACA
Oreochromis niloticus (Nile tilapia) is the source of this 2766-nucleotide messenger RNA. RefSeq lists its product as uncharacterized. The record is from RefSeq and is a predicted model, not a curated record. The coding region runs from base 261 to 905 and encodes 214 amino acids. NCBI's taxonomy places the organism in Eukaryota, Metazoa, Chordata, Actinopteri, Cichliformes, Cichlidae. The transcript is spliced from 5 exons.